Oryza brachyantha (malo sina) is the source of this 2049-nucleotide messenger RNA. Lineage: Eukaryota; Viridiplantae; Streptophyta; Magnoliopsida; Poales; Poaceae. The record is from the annotation of a RefSeq genome assembly.
AUGAUUGACCAAUAUAAACAUCAACAACUUCAAAUUGGACUCGUUUCCCCUCAACAAAUAAAGGCUUGGGCUAACAAAAUACUACCUAAUGGGGAAGUCGUUGGCGAAGUCACAAGGCCCUCUACUUUUCAUUAUAAAACCGAUAAACCAGAAAAAGAUGGAUUGUUUUGCGAAAGAAUCUUUGGACCCAUAAAAAGCAGAAUUUGUGCUUGUGGAAAUUCUCGAGCGAGCGGAGCUGAAAACGAAGACGAAAGAUUUUGCCAAAAAUGCGGAGUAGAGUUUGUUGAUUCUCGGAUACGAAGAUAUCAAAUGGGAUACAUCAAACUCGCAUGUCCCGUGACUCAUGUGUGGUAUUUGAAAGGUCUUCCUAGUUAUAUCGCGAAUCUUUUAGAUAAACCCCUUAAGAAAUUGGAGGGCCUAGUAUAUGGCGAUUUCUCUUUUGCUAGGCCCAGUGCUAAAAAACCAACUUUCUUACGAUUACGAGGUUUAUUCGAAGAUGAAAUUUCAUCCUGUAACCAUAGCAUUUCCCCCUUUUUCUCUACCCCAGGCUUUACAACAUUUCGAAAUCGGGAAAUUGCGACAGGAGCGAGUGCUAUUAGAGAACAAUUAGCAGAUUUGGAUUUGCGAAUUAUUUUAGAGAAUUCCUCGGUCGAAUGGAAGGAGUUAGAAGACGAGGGGUAUAGUGGAGAUGAAUGGGAAGAUAGAAAAAGACGAAUAAGAAAAGUUUUUUUGAUUAGACGCAUGCAAUUGGCGAAACAUUUUAUUCAAACAAAUGUAGAACCAGAAUGGAUGGUUUUGUGCUUAUUACCAGUUCUUCCUCCCGAAUUAAGACCCAUUGUUUAUAGAUCUGGGGAUAAAGUAGUGACUUCGGAUAUUAAUGAACUUUAUAAGAGAGUUAUCCGUCGGAACAACAAUCUUACCUAUCUAUUAAAAAGAAGUGAAUUAGCGCCAGCAGAUUUAGUUAUGUGCCAGGAAAAAUUGGUACAAGAAGCCGUGGAUACACUCCUUGAUAGUGGGUCCCGCGGGCAACCAACGAGGGAUGGUCACAAUAAAGUAUACAAAUCACUUUCAGAUGUAAUUGAAGGUAAAGAGGGGAGGUUUCGCGAGACUCUGCUUGGGAAACGGGUCGAUUACUCGGGGCGUUCUGUCAUUGUUGUGGGUCCUUCACUUUCAUUACAUCAAUGCGGGUUACCUCUAGAGAUAGCAAUAAAGCUUUUUCAGCUAUUUGUAAUUCGCGAUUUAAUCACGAAACGCGCUACUUCUAAUGUUAGGAUUGCUAAAAGGAAAAUUUGGGAAAAAGAACCCAUUGUAUGGGAAAUACUUCAAGAAGUUAUGAGGGGACAUCCUGUACUGUUGAAUAGAGCACCUACCCUGCAUAGAUUAGGCAUACAGGCUUUCCAACCCACUUUAGUAGAGGGGCGUACUAUUUGUUUACACCCAUUAGUGUGUAAGGGUUUCAAUGCGGACUUUGAUGGGGAUCAAAUGGCUGUUCAUCUACCUUUAUCCUUGGAAGCUCAGGCGGAAGCCCGUUUACUUAUGUUUUCUCAUAUGAAUCUCCUAUCUCCCGCUAUUGGAGAUCCUAUUUGCGUACCAACCCAAGACAUGCUUAUCGGACUUUAUGUAUUAACGAUUGGAAACCGUCGAGGUAUUUGUGCAAAUAGAUAUAAUAAUUGCGGAAACUAUCCAAAUCAAAAAGUAAAUUACAAUAAUAAUAAUUCUAAGUAUACGAAAGAUAAAGAAUCCGUUUUUUCUAGUUCCUAUGAUGCACUGGGAGCUUAUAGACAGAAACAAAUCUGUUUAGACAGUCCCUUGUGGCUCCGGUGGAAACUAGAUCAACGCGUCAUUGGGUUAAGAGAAGUUCCGAUUGAAAUUCAAUAUGAAUCUUUGGGGACUUAUCGUGAGAUUUAUGCCCACUAUCUAGUAGUGGGAAAUAGAAAAAAGGAAAUUCGUUCUAUAUACAUUCGAACCACUCUUGGUCAUAUUUCUUUUUAUAGAGAAAUAGAGGAAGCCAUACAAGGAUUUAGUCAGGCCUAUUCAUACACUAUCUAA